CUCGGACGCGCGCGUCGACGACGACGCGGACGAUGACGACGGCGACGAUGAUCUCGACCGCGCGCGCGCCCGCGUCGGCGACGCGACGACGCGCGCGCGGCGUCGCGACGACGACGGCGACGCGACGCGCGGUGGCGACCGCGGCGGCGAACGAAAAGGCGAGCGUGAACGCGGCGACGGCUGAGCGCGACGCGACGACGACGAUGGAAGCGAAGAACUGGGAUCUUCCGCGCGCGCCGUACGAGGCCGGGAACGCACCGGCGAAUGGGACGUGGGCGCCGACGAAUCAAACGAUUAAAGAUUGGCGCUCGGUGUAUCGCAACACGACGCUGAGCGUCACGGGCGAGGGCGAACCGAAGGCGACGAUCGUCGGGGAGAUCCCGAAAGAGUUGAAAGGGACGCUGUUUCGCAAUGGACCGGGGUUGUUGGAGAUUUACGGGAAGAAGCUGAAUCAAUUCUUCGAUGGCGAUGGGUUGGUGUACGCGGCGGCGUUUGAGAAUGGCGACGUGAAAUUCAGGCACAAUUUUGUCGGCACAAAGGGAUUCACCGAAGAGCAAGCGGCGCAAAAGAUGAUUUACAAGGGCGCUUUCGCGAUUGGUAACCCCAAGGGUGAUUCGCUUUACAACCCUUUCGAUUUCGAUGUUAAGAACGUGGCUAACACUGGCGUCGUCAACUGGGGCGGCGAGACGUACGCGUUGUGGGAAGGUGGCAAACCGCACAAGAUGCGCUCGGAGGAUUUGAAGACUGUCGGCGAGGUUGAUGAAGUUCUCGGCACGAAGCUUCGUGUGCCGCAAAUGGCCGCGCACUACAGAAUUUGGGAAGGUGCAACCGAGGAAGAGAAACGCCUGAUCGGCUUUAGCAUCGAAAGCCAAGCGUCUUUUCCGCAAAACGUCAACCGCGCCGCGUUUUACGAGUGGGACUCCCAAGGCAAGGCGACGGCUGUGAAUAACUUUGACGUCCCGAACGCCACUUUUGGAUUCUUUCACGAUUGCCUCGUCACGGAGAACUGGUACUUUUUGUUCCAAAAUCCCACGAGUUUGAACCCGCAAAAGCUUCUCACCGAGUACAUGUUUGCCAAGUGCGCGUUGGCGGAGACGAUUUGCAUGGUGGAUGGAAAGAGCGCAAUUUUGCACUGCUUGCCUCGCACGGAGAAGGCGCGUAAGAUUGGACAAAAGGCCAUCGAGCUCAAACCGCAAUUCUUCUUUCACCACAUCAACGCAUUCGAGCGCGAGAACGGCGACGUCGUCUUGGACUCCUUGCCUUGGGUCUUUAUGGACUUUUCGAUGAAUCUCGACUCGGUGAAUCCGGCGUUUUUCAACGGUGGUUCCAGAGUCGAGUACACGCGAUUCGUUGUCAAUCCAGUGCGUGAGACGUGCAAGCAGACGGUAUUGAACAAUCGUGUUGGGGAAUUUCCGACGAUGAACAACAAGUUUGUUGGUCGUAAAUACACGCACGCUUACAGCGCGGGAACCAUCGUCAAGGAUGACGUCAAGUGGGGCCCGAAUCAGUGCUUGGUGAAACAUACCACGGACCCGAACAGCGAGGCGCCGGCGCAAGAGCAAGUUUGGUACUAUGGCGAACGGUGUUUUGUGCAGGAACCGAUCUUUGCGCCACGUCCUGGAGCGACAAAGGAAGACGAGGGAUGGAUUCUGCAAGUCGUGAACGACGCCGGCGCAGAGACGUCGACGCUCCACAUCUUCGACGCGUUGGACAUCACGAAGGGACCGGUUGCAAGCGUGCUGUUCGAGGGCGAGCACUUGCCGCCAGGACUCCACGGCAUGUGGGCGCAAGACGCUGUGUAUUAGGAUUUAGCAGUACACC
This is a messenger RNA of Ostreococcus lucimarinus CCE9901, 1821 nucleotides long. RefSeq lists its product with no specific name. Gene Ontology annotation, biological process: carotene catabolic process. Gene Ontology annotation, molecular function: carotenoid dioxygenase activity. The transcript has a single exon. The record is from RefSeq and is a predicted model, not a curated record. The coding region runs from base 204 to 1805 and encodes 533 amino acids. NCBI's taxonomy places the organism in Eukaryota, Viridiplantae, Chlorophyta, Mamiellophyceae, Mamiellales, Bathycoccaceae.